Molecule: messenger RNA, 2431 nt
Organism: Manihot esculenta (cassava)
Lineage: Eukaryota; Viridiplantae; Streptophyta; Magnoliopsida; Malpighiales; Euphorbiaceae
Exons: 4
Coding region: 225-2255 (676 amino acids)
Source: RefSeq, a predicted model, not a curated record
UUCCAUUUUUAAACACUACCACCAGCUAUUUCUCUGUAUCGGAUAUUUUCUCUUUAUUCUCUUUUAUUUUUCUUUGCCCAAUUUCUCUCCGAUUCAGAUUAAUUGUUGUUCGUUUCUUUGAAAUUGAGAUUCGAACAUUUCUGUUUUCAUUCUUUUCACGAGAAUUUCAAAUUUUAGGGUAAUUUUAAUAAUAUCGUUUGUUGAGUUAUUGAGAGAUUUUUGCCAUGGAGAACUCUAGAAAUCAAGAAUUGGGGGACGACCGACCGGAGCAAUCCAGCGGCGACAAUUUCCAGGAUUGUUCAUCCGUUUCUAGAGGUGCUGAUACCUCCACGGUUGGAUCUGGUGCCGUUUCGCAUGGAAGGAGCGAGAUUGGGUUAACAGAGCGCUUGGCGAAUAUUCUAGUGGAAGAUAGUGAUGGAGAUCUGCUGCUUCAACGGAGCGAUCGGGAGGAUAGGGUUUUGCAGUGGUUACAGGCUUUGGAUAUGCAGGUCAUGGGGGCUUGUAGAGCCGAUGAGAGGUUAAAGCCGUUGUUGAAGCUGAAUGCUUCUAGUGGGAUGGCUGAAGAUCACCUUUUGGCUCAUUUGAGUCAGCAUUUCGAGCCAUCAGAAGUUGGCAUGCUUGCUAGAUGUUUCUGCAUACCUCUGGUCUCAAUUCGUGUUGGCAAGAUUAACAAACGGGGGACCCUACUUUGUCCUACUGCCACAAGGGGAAAUUUAAAUCUUACAAUGUUGCCAACAUCUGAUUUGCGUUUCUCAUUCAUUGGAGAUGAUGGUAAUACAGAAAGACUAUUCACCCUAAGCAAUAAAUCACAGAGUCCUGCUGUCACAGUUGAGGAGAUCCUGGCAGACAGUUCUGGACGAUCUUUGCAUAUAAAGAUAGCAGAUGGUAGAGAUUAUUACUUCUGGUGCUCAGAGAAGUCGAAACUCUUGGGUAUUGAAUUGGUUGCCAAGAUGAAAGAUAUACUCAAGAGCAGGCCAUCCAUAGCAGAAUUAACUGGAAUUAGCAAGUCACGACUUGAUUGCUUUGCAGUUCACCUCCGCUCCUAUCUUUUAGGAACUCGAGAAAGUGUAGUAUGCAUCCCUGGCUCUUCGUCAGGCACCAACCAUGACCUCUCUGAUGCAACAUCUUCCAUAUCAUCCAAGCCCCUGCGCUCUCGACAUGUUGGCAGCCAGACUUUGAAAGCAAAUUCAUCUUAUCAGGGAAGCCUCAGUCCAAGAUCAAGCUCUUUCAAAGACGGUCCACCUCGAAGUUUUUCUUCUUUAAAAGGUGCGGCUGCCAGAGAAAAGUUGAAGCGACGUGGGGAUAGCCAUCUCUCAGUAGUUGAGAACCUGAUGAUUGCAUUGCCACAUGACAAUGAUGCUACUACCUCUAAUCAGUCUGAAAAUGAAGAACAGCCUGUGAGUAAGAGUUAUCCUAUGUCAGCAUCAAGUUUUCUUGAAUCCCUAGGGAAGUUGUCCAUCUCCCCAUCUCCAAUUUCAGCCUCCCAUGCAACUUUCACAAGUCCACCUCUUGUCUCUCCCUACUAUUGUUGGUGCCCACAGGGUCCAACUAUGCAGUAUCCUUCCGUAUCUCCACAGCUUGCUACCUCUUCAAUUGAAUCCCCAUUACUUCCGCCACUUUCUUCAUUGUUGUCAGCCGCCAGGUCCUCUAGUCUGUUAACUCCAACACCAUCUCUGAGUCUGGCUGAUGUUCCCUCAAUGGAUUUUCCUGCUUUGCUGCCAGACCCUUUGAUUCGAUUGCCAAUACCUGGUUCUCAGCAGAUCCCAACCUUUACCCCGUUAAUGUGCGAUCCAAUUGUUCAUAUUCCAGUAAUUGAUGUUUGCUCUUCAGGUCAAGGCUACCUGGUGAGUGCUGGUCCUGCUAUGUCAAGCACCAUCCCACCAUUGCAUCCAAAGCUCGUAAGCCCAUUGAUUCCUGAAACUGAUUCCAUGGUAGAGAAGGGCGCGAGAGAGACUCUGCGGCUACUCAUUAGUAGUUCAACCCAAGGUAACCCUCAGUUGAUGGAUGUCUUGCCUGCGAUGUUGGCCAGUACCGAUGAGAAACAUGGCAUUCAUGUGACUGGAAGCCGGGGACUGUACACUGGAUCCAGUGAUGUGGAUGCUAGCAUAGAGACUAUUGGCAUUGGCUUGGGCUUUGUAAGACAUGGUGAUGCAAAGGUACUGGGCAGUUGUGAUACUGUGUUGGAAGAUGGACCUAGUGGUUUGGAUGGGUCAUGUUAUGAUGAUAAUAAAACUCCGAAAGAAGGGGACAUUUGAUGCAGUCAUCAAUUUGAAUUUUGCUUUUGCUUUUGUCACUAAAAAAUUGUAGAUAAGUAGACGCAGACGCCCUGGCUUUUUGAAGUGUAAUUAGCGCAAAUCCUGCCGUUUAUGGGGCUUUUGUUAUGUUAUUCCUUCAUUUUUCCAGUUAUUUGAUAAGAGUGAACUUAGUAAUA